Molecule: messenger RNA, 576 nt
Organism: Homalodisca vitripennis (glassy-winged sharpshooter)
Lineage: Eukaryota; Metazoa; Arthropoda; Insecta; Hemiptera; Cicadellidae
Product: peritrophin-1-like
Exons: 3
Coding region: 94-378 (94 amino acids)
Cellular component (GO): extracellular region
Molecular function (GO): chitin binding
Source: RefSeq, a predicted model, not a curated record
UCAUGAUUACGCAGACGGUUCUAAACACAGAACGACACCACUGUUACAGCUAGUUGCGAAGUGUAUGGUAUUGUGUUGUGUGACGGCACCGAAAUGGUGUUCUUCUUUCAGCUUCUGUUCUCCACAAUAUCUAUGAUUACGACCAUAUUGUCAGCUAAGGAAUGCAUGGAUGGCCAGUUCUCUCCUGACCCAACCGACUGUGCCAGAUACUACGAGUGCAACCACGGAAAGCUGAUUCUGCGGGACUGCGGUCCAGGAACAUACUGGAACCCUGCCUACAACGUGUGUGACUGGCCUUAUAAUGUCGACUGUAAACCUUGGUCUUCAGACAGCACGGAAUCUGGACCACCACACGUUGAGUUUGAUAAACACUGGUAGUUCGUCAUUUCUACAGAGGAAUAUUCGACCGUUAUCAACCGAAUAUACUAUUCAUUAAGUAUUUAUAUGCAGAUAAAAGUUAAUAUGAAAGAAAUACUUCACUACAAUUUUGUUUGUAUUGAGCAUCACUUUCUUCUAUAUUUACAUAAAAUGUUGUACGCAAUUCAACAAUCAGAUACAUUUAUAUAUGUUUUUUUU